AUGCUUGGCCAGCGUAGUAUCCUUGCAAGCUGCGUUGCCCUCUUGGGCGCGCAAUCAGCUCUUGCAAGUCCGCAACCCGAAUCUCCAGCAGUGGGCCGGGCCGAUGGCUCGACUGUAGUCCAUACCAGCGUUAUCUUUCACCAGCCUAGAUUGGAGGAGGCAGAAACUUUGUUAUUGGAAAUAUCCAAUCCCCAAUCCGAUAAGUUUGGACAGUAUCUGGAUCGGCAGGCCCUGGAGGAGCUCUUUGCUCCGAGUGAAGAGUCACAGCGAAAGGUUUUGGAAUGGCUCGAAAGCGCUGGUAUAGAGACAAAGCAAGCACGUCUUCGCAAAGCAGGCGCCAGUAUUGAAUUCCCCGCCACAAUCAGCCAGAUGGAAGGCCUUUUGAAGACAGAAUACCAGAUGUCUCAUGAUAGCCGUACCGGCAAGCGUCAGUUAACUAGCUCUGCGCACAUUAUUCCCAAAGGACUGGAGGAUCAUGUGCAUUUUGUUACAGUGACAGCAGGAGCGCCGGUUGAGCCCAACAAACCGAACCUAAAACGCAGAUCGCAGCCCAGCGCUGUCUCCCCUCUGGCGUUGCGUGACACGCACACUCCUACGGACUUGCGCAAUUGCAGUCUCAGUUGGACUCCGUCGUGUAUUCGUGAUCUAUAUGGCAUUCCUCUCGGCACUGAGGCCGCGCCCAACAAUUCCAUGGGAAUUUUCGGAUAUGGUGACGCCUAUAACCAAGCCGACCUUGACAACUUCUGGGGAAAAUACGUCGAGUUCAUCCCUCAGGGGACAGCCCCUACCGUGAACAGCAUCAACGGAGCCACGGCACCCGGCCCGAGGGUCGAUGGUGAGCAAAUACUUGAUCUGCAGAUGGCAUACCCCAUUGUGUGGCCGCAAGAAGUGGUGGUCUUCCAAACCCCAUACAACAAUCGCGGUGGCAUCGGCAAUGCUUUCCUAGACGCAGUCGAUGCGGAAUACUGCACCUUUGACGGAGGAGACGAUCCCGUUCUGGAUGUGACUUACCCGAUAUUCGGAGGAUGGCAGGGCCCGGCCAUGUGCGGCACCUACAACGUUACGAACGUGGUUUCGAUAUCGUAUGCGCCUGAUGAAAAAGACCUGACCCCACAUUACGUUCAACGGCAAUGUACCGAGUGGAUGAAGUUGGCCUUGCGUGGCGUAACGGUCCUCGUGGCCUCGGGGGAUACGGGAGUUCAAGGUGGUAUGGGAUGCAUGCUAGGUCCUGGAGGCGUGACAUCGUUCAGCCCCCUUUUCCCGGGCAGCUGUCCGUACGUUACGGCAGUAGGUGCGACACAAGUGGACUUUAACGGAUCCGAAGCACAAGAAGUCGCAGUAUACGACCCUAAGCACAAUUUCUACUCUGGAGGAGGCUUUAGUAAUGUCAAUGCCCAGCCGGCGUACCAGAAAGAAGCAGUCGCCAAAUAUUUCAGCGCGCACGAUCCCAAAUACCCCGAGGGUACGUACAACAAAUCCGGGCGCGCCUUUCCCGACGUUGCACUGCUCGGAGCGAAUGUCACGAUCUCGGAUCGGAUGGAGAUCGUAGUGAGUGGUGGUACCAGUGCGGCUGCUCCACUGUUUGGUGCCAUGAUCAAUAGGAUCAACGAUGAACGUCUCCUGGCGGGAAAGAAGCCGAUAGGUUUUCUCAACCAGAUAUUGUAUCAGCACCCGGAAGUCUUCACUGACAUUACCGUCAACAAUAAUCCUGGCUGUGGUACGGAAGGCUUCCAGGCGGCAGAAGGGUGGGAUCCGGUGACUGGACUGGGUUCACCCAAGUUUCCAGCACUAAGGGAUCUGCUUGUGAAUCUGCCUUAG
Messenger RNA from Neoarthrinium moseri, 1818 nucleotides. RefSeq lists its product as uncharacterized. The transcript is spliced from 5 exons. Gene Ontology annotation, molecular function: serine-type endopeptidase activity; tripeptidyl-peptidase activity. Lineage: Eukaryota; Fungi; Ascomycota; Sordariomycetes; Amphisphaeriales; Apiosporaceae. Gene Ontology annotation, biological process: proteolysis. The record is from RefSeq and is a predicted model, not a curated record. The coding region runs from base 1 to 1818 and encodes 605 amino acids.